Molecule: messenger RNA, 2225 nt
Organism: Dreissena polymorpha
Lineage: Eukaryota; Metazoa; Mollusca; Bivalvia; Myida; Dreissenidae
Product: neuromedin-U receptor 2-like
Exons: 2
Coding region: 227-1507 (426 amino acids)
Biological process (GO): G protein-coupled receptor signaling pathway
Cellular component (GO): plasma membrane
Molecular function (GO): G protein-coupled receptor activity
Source: RefSeq, a predicted model, not a curated record
GUUGAAUGUGGGAAAUGUAAUACCGAAUCGCUGUUGAUUAAUCAAGAAUUAAGUAAUUGAUUAAUUACACGAUUUCUGAUUAAUUUUGAACGAUUCCAUUGAAAGUUGUGUUAAUAAACAACAACAAAAUUUAGUUGGACUUAACGGAAAGAAGUGCACACGAUCUAUUACAACACAAAGCGUGUCACCGAUAAGUUUGUGAUCCUGUAGUACAGUUUGUAAAACAAUGUCAAAAUUCAAGGAAUUGCCGCUCUACACGUCAAGCGUUAUUAUAUGGAAAGUAGUUCCUCCCAUACUUAUCCUUCUUGGAACCAUCGGAAACAUUUUGUCCAUUCUGGUUCUAACACGUAGGUCAAUUCGUGAAUCUACGACGUCAUUGUUUCUUACGGUGCUUGCCUGCUCAGACCUACUCGUUCUAUAUUCUGGCCUACUAAGACAAUGGGUUCUUUAUUUAUUCGAGACGGAUGUAAGACACGUGAGUGAAGUCGGAUGCAAACUUAAUAUCUGGCUUGUUUAUAGCUCUCUAGACUUCUCAGCGUGGAUACUUAUAGCUGUGACGCUUGAAAGAGUUAUAUCAGCCUGGUUGCCGCACCGGGCUCGAACCGUAUGUACUAAAACGAGCGCUAAGAUUUUCUUGGUCGGAAUAGGUAUAUUUAUAUUAACUUUAAAUUCGCACUUACUUUAUGGGGUUGUCUUUAAAGUCGAAACCAAUGCCGACGGAAAAGUGUUCUUUAAAAAGUGUACUGAAAUCAAUACGGAUUAUUAUCUUUUUUUCAAUAAAGUCUGGCCGUGGAUUGACUUAUGCGCGUUCUGUGUUGUUCCUUUCACGGUAAUCGUUAUAGGAAAUGCAUUGAUCUUAAUUCGUGUACUACAGAGCCAGAAGAAAACGCAGUCCACGGAUGCGCCUGCGCUGUCACCGAGAAAACGAGGACAAAAAGGUCGCUAUGGGAAACAAUCUUCUAUGACAGCGAUGUUAUUUACCUUGAAUAUUGUCUUCUUACUAAGCACAACGCCUGUAAGUGUAUAUAACAUAGGGUAUGCAUAUUGGAUGUCCGAAGCCGCUGACGACAAAGUUGCGGAACUUGAUUUAUGGUGGGCUGUCGUAAAUAUGUUAAUGUACACAAAUAACACUUUUAACUUUUUACUUUACUGCUUAAGUGGAACCAAGUUUCGGGUGGAAUUCUUUAGAAUGUUGGCCAAACUAAAGCCACCAGUGGCUAAUAAUGUCCACGAAACACCGCUUAGGAAUUACACGGCUUCACCACGUGAAUCACGUGCUGAUAGGCAAUCCAACGAUGACCAGUCACGAUCUAAUAUCACGGAAAGCAUCAAACCAAAGCGUCACGAGACGGAUGGACAGCAACUUAUGAGCAUUAAUACCGAAGUUUCCAAUCUGCCCCACUAUUCAACCUUAUCACUGCGCCAAGAAAAUGAGAACUGCGCACCAAGAAAUUGUCAAAAAGAUGAUACAAAAAGUAUCGACACACAGGACUUCUCGGAAGUAUAAAGAAAUGUUUGCCUCUGUUUGUGUUUUAGUUAUUUAAUAAUGAAUCUUUCGCAUUCCUUUAUAAUACCGAUUAAACUGCUGGUAUUGCUUGAUGUAUCUGCGUCGAUUCAGUUAUUUCAUAAUAAUUUGUAGGCACGAAUCAAAUUAUUUUAUUCCUGAAAAUAAUAUGUAGACAAACCUUGAACUAAUAUAGCUUUUUGGUAUACUAAUUUAAUAAUAAUUAGCAUAGUAAUUCUCUCAUACAUAAAUUGUCUUAGUUAUGUGUAUGAAAUUUGCGUAAAGUAUUUCAUGUAAAUAUGUUUCAUUAUUGUGUAGCGGUGACGUCAACGUCAGCACGACAAGUGUGUUAACAUUUUUAUAUAACCCAUCAUGCUCUUCAUAAAUGUAUCAGAUCUAGAAAAUAAUAUCGCGAAAAAACGAAUGUCUACCAGUAUAUCUGAUUGUGUUUGUGUGCUCUUAAUCUUUUAUUCUAUACAUGAGAAAUUAGUUUGUUGUCAAUAAUCCAAUAGGAACGCAAAGACUAUAUAAAGCAUAAAAUGCACACGUUAUCUGUAAAGCACCGAAACGAUUAUAAGAACUCUAAUUAUUGUUAUUAUGAAAAGUUUUACAAAAGUGUCUCAUCGAGUAUAAAUACAAAGACCUGCAUAAGAAUCAUGCGUUGCAAUGCGCUUUCCAUCUUCUUCCAUACAAGCACAAUGAACAAUAAUAUGUGCAUGGA